Molecule: messenger RNA, 1679 nt
Organism: Mobula hypostoma (lesser devil ray)
Lineage: Eukaryota; Metazoa; Chordata; Chondrichthyes; Myliobatiformes; Myliobatidae
Exons: 13
Coding region: 160-1482 (440 amino acids)
Biological process (GO): sterol metabolic process
Molecular function (GO): iron ion binding; monooxygenase activity; heme binding
Source: RefSeq, a predicted model, not a curated record
GGAAGAGCUGCGCUGUGGAGAAUUGGACUGCGGAGCCGCUGUGCUGGAUGCCAUUGUUCUGAGUAUUUCCAAGACUUUUAUUUCUGCAAUUUCUGACUUCAUGGAAAUAGUCAUGGUUUCCCAGUUUUUUUUUCCAGCAAGGAAGAUCGUUGGAUAACAAUGUCCCAGAACAGGAUCCCUGGAAGUUCAGGAUAUGCUUUAAUUGGUGAUAAAUCACUCGAUUUCUACAAGGAUCCUGUGCAUUUCUGCAAUAGCCGAAUUCAUAGCUUUGGAAGCAGAAUUUUCCAAGCACGUCUCCUGAACAAGCCAACAAUAUUUGUGUGUUCUGUGAAAGGGAUGAAAGAAAUGCUAUGUGAAAAGGUCAAUUGCUUUGAAGCAUCCUACACUCCUUCUAUGUGUAAGCUGUUUGGAGAUGUCAUCUGCUUCACUCAUGGAGAAGAGGCACAGUUAUUGCGAUUGUCACUAAUGCAGUUGUUUAACAACAAAGCACUUGAAAUCCAUAGAGAUUAUGUUAACAGAGUAUGUACAAGGAAUUUGAAGGACCUUGAACAAUGCAGAGAGCCGGUUGCGAUUUACGGAAUGUUCAAACGACUGGCUACGGAACUUGUACUAGGAAUUUUUCUAAACGUUGAUGCAGAGGAAUCUGCAGCAUUCUUCAAACAGAUUACGGAGCUUUCAACACAGCACUGGCAUGGACUGAUCUCUGCUCCUGUGAAUGUGAAAGUGUCGGCAUGGUCGUCAGGAUUUUCUCAGGCUCUUGAAGCGAAAGAAAAGCUCCUUAACAUGAUCAAUGACCGUCUCAGGAGUGAGAAUGAAGGCUUCGUCUCCAAAAUGAAGGACGUACCAUUCCCAGAAAACUGCAGUGCUGCACAGCAUCUCCUACUCUUUAUUUCAGCACUAAUUCCCAAGGCACUUGCAUCACUGUUGACUUCCUUUACAAUUGAACUUGCUGGAUCAAACAAGGCUCAUGUUCGUAAAUGUGCACAAGAAAAUGAAACUUUCUUGGACCAUGUACUACUGGAAGUAGAAAGACUUUGGCCAUCCUUUAUUGGUGGACGAAGAGUUGCAAAGCAGGACACCACACUUUGUGGCUACACUGUUCCAAAAGGGAUGCAAGUAAUGUUCGUAGCUUUUGCUGUCCACAGAGACCCUGAAAUCUUUGCUGAUCCUGAUGAGUUCCAACCAGAGAGAUGGUCUGGAAGAAAUGCUGGCCAAGAAACACUGCUGUGCUGCUUUGGAAAUGGUUCUAGAAACUGCAUUGGUAUUGGCUUGAACGACAUGAUACUGAAGACAGCUGUUGGGUACUUGCUGAAUAAUUACUGCUGGGAAAUGGAUCCUCCAACUCAAUCACUGCAUUACAAAUGGCUCCCUGUCACCCGGCCUUGUGAAGACCUCAAAAUGAAGUUCACGCUGUGUUCCUACAAAAGUCAGUGCUCUUCCUCAACUCCUGAAUGUUCAGCACAUCAUGAAAGAUCUGUGUGAUCAUUGCACUCCAGCAGUCUACCGUUGACAAGAGAUGAAACUGAGUUGUACUUCAGGGAGAGUUUUUUAAUCAUUGUUCUCAUAUUGUCUAAAUCUGUGUAACACUUUUCUUCAAUAUUGUUGAAAGAAAGACUAAGGAAUAUAUAUAACCACUGUCUUAAAGAUAUUUUCGCAGUAAACUUAAUAAAACAGUUUUG